AUGGGUGAAGGAGAAUUGGUGAUAUUUGGCUAUAAUGAUGCGAAAGAGACUAACACAGACAAUGCAUGGACAGAAUCAGUAACCUACGCUUUUGGAAUUGACCACAAAAAUUUAAACGAAUUUGAAGCAGAUCAUGGAAGUGAUGCAAUAAAAGCAAUGUGGAUGACGAUUAAAGUUAAUGAAGAUUCUUCUGAAGUAAAGUCACUAAAGGAAAAAGUAAUUAAAGAGGAGACAAAAGUUGCUAAGGAAGAAAAAAUGGAAGAAAUGCAAUUAGAUUUGCCAGUUGAGCAUAUUACAUUUGGAGAUGUCGAAGACUUUAAAUUAAAAAAAGAAAGAGAGUUUAAAGUUAAAAAUCUUCUUGAUAAGAAAAUAAGAAACAUGUUCAGUAUAGAGGAAAAGAUUGCUUUUGUUCUUAAAACUUUCAAGGUUACUAUAUUUAAUUUUUAA
Messenger RNA from Meloidogyne enterolobii, 447 nucleotides. The record is from the annotation of a GenBank genome assembly. NCBI's taxonomy places the organism in Eukaryota, Metazoa, Nematoda, Chromadorea, Rhabditida, Meloidogynidae.